Ceraceosorus bombacis is the source of this 1297-nucleotide messenger RNA. NCBI's taxonomy places the organism in Eukaryota, Fungi, Basidiomycota, Exobasidiomycetes, Ceraceosorales, Ceraceosoraceae. The record is from the annotation of a GenBank genome assembly.
AUGUCCGAGGAUGGAGUGACCUUCAAGAUCCAGUCGCUCUUCUAUCAAGGAGCAUACGGCAGUGCCAUAGCACUAGCAUCGAGCAACACUUCAGGCUCGCCAUCGUCCGAGCCGACCCUCACGCGCCUGCUCUACGCAGCAAGGUCUCACAUCGCCUCCAACAAUCCUCGAGGCGCCUUGUCCUUGUUGCCCGCAGAUGUAGCAUCUUCUAGCGCAGCUGCUCGGUCCGUGCGAGCUUUGGCCGCCUUCGUGGAGGCGCGUAGUCAGGGAGAUGUCAGUGGAGCGGAUGAGAAUUUGGCAGAGUUGAGAGAAACACUCGACGAUGCGGUUGUGGGCGACCCUUCGGGCCAGACUAUUCGCGUCUGCGCUGCUACCGCCAUGGCACUGGAUGAUGACCCCAUCGGCGCGUUGGAGACUCUGGGCAUCGGAACAGCGAGCUCCAGAGAGAUCGAAUGGUGAGUGCUAUGGAUCAAGGAAAAUGCUGAGCAUCUGCGGUGCGAAGCUGCGAUCAAUCCUACAUUUGUACGCGCGGGGUCGGGCUCAGAAGAUCAGCUUCCCUGCGUGCACAUCAAUCAAAAUUGCUUGCUCCACAGACAUGGCACUGACACUUGUAUAUCUCUCCGCUCACGCAGCAUUGCACUGGGCGUGCACAUCUUGCUUUCACAGCACCGAGCUGAUCUAGCAGAGAAAGAAUAUCAAGCCGCUCGCACCUGGGCAGACGACAGUUUGCUCAUUCAGCUCAUCGAAGCGUACAUAGGCCUUCACACUGGUGGCAGAUCUGCUCAGCAGGCUUACUACGUGUACGACGAAUUGGCGCAAAACCCUGAGCAUGUGGGCAAAGACGCAAGCGUGAAUCCACUCGUUGGAAAGGGUGUUGCCCAGCUCGUGCUUGGCCAGAGGAACGAGGCCACACAAGUGCUUGCCGAUGCUGAGAAGCUUGUGGGUACGAGUGCAGAGAGGCUCUUCAGGAACGUUUUGUUUGACGCUGAUAAGGACUCAUGCUUGCUCACAAUGCAGGAUCCAAACAAUGUGGACCUGCUUGCCAACUCGGCAGUCCUCGCUUCCUAUUCGGCCUCUCCUGCUGGAUAUUUUGGUCGCCUUGAGUGAGUGCAGUGCCUGCGGAGCAAAAUCAGUGUUGAUAUUCGAAAUCCCGAAGACUGACUUUCAUCGCGCCCAAACCAAUAGACAACUGCGAAGGGUAGCUCCCAGCCACGCUCUCGUCACUUCUGCAGACGAAGCUGCUCAAGCUUUCGACUCUGCAUUUGUCAAGCACCAAGAAGCUCAGGCCGCUCUUUGA